Syngnathoides biaculeatus (alligator pipefish) is the source of this 6023-nucleotide messenger RNA. It is a transcript of the gene f5, whose product is annotated as coagulation factor V. NCBI's taxonomy places the organism in Eukaryota, Metazoa, Chordata, Actinopteri, Syngnathiformes, Syngnathidae. The record is from RefSeq and is a predicted model, not a curated record. Gene Ontology annotation, molecular function: copper ion binding; oxidoreductase activity. The transcript is spliced from 25 exons. The coding region runs from base 416 to 5998 and encodes 1860 amino acids.
AAAAGCCAACAAAGUACAAAAUCCAACAGACGAAUCCAUUUUGUUGUGUGACAGCAGCAGGUGCUGUUAAAAGUACGAAACGUGUUGGAUCAAGUGAGAAAAGCACGACAAAUAAAAGAGGCAGGAAAAACUUGGAAGUUUCAGUCGAGUCAAACGUUUGGAAGUGUCCACAUAUAGUCAUUGCUUCACCUGUCUUGCGUCCCCCUCUCUGGACCGGAUAGAAUUUUGCGGAGAGAAAAAUCGGAUACUUUCAGGAAAUGAAUUUUCAAUUGUAUUAAACCUGUUGCAAAUUUGCAACCCCUGACGGCACAUUCAGAUUGCAGCGUGACGUCACUUUUUUUCUUUUUUUUUUUUUUUUGACCCAAACAUCAACGUGGUGACAUAUUGGAGGCACGCGUGUACACCAUGCAAGAAUAUGCGGUGCAGAGUUCAUUGCUCUGGUGCGUGCGCAUCCGGGAGAGAUAAAAGUUCCCGCUGGACGCUUCGCGUGUCUCACACACACACACACACACGCGCGCAUAAAAACAAAACCCCAAAAACCAUCCGGGAUACUUUUGGAAGAUUGCAGACCGACUCGCUUUCGGGAGGCUCACGCGCAGACAUGAGGCUUUGCGUCCGGACCGCAGGCGGGGGUCCCCUCGCCCUUCUCCUGCCGGCUCUUCUGGUCCACGUUGGAGCCGACCAGCGGGACGCGGCCAGGAAAAGACAGUACCACAUCGCUGCCGUGGAGAUCCACUGGAACUACGGGGGCAACGACACCCACGGGUUGGCCGGCACGUACAAGAAAGUGGUUUUCCGGGAGUACGACAAAGACUUCACACGGCCGAAGGCUCACGACCCCUCGUUAGGUUUGCUGGGCCCCACGCUGAGGGCCGAGCGGGGCGACAUCUUGACCGUCACGUUCCGAAACAUGGCGUCGGAACCGCACAAUCUCCACCCGCACGGAAUUGCUUACGGGAAACAUUCUGAGGGAGCGCACUACUUUGACAACACGUCGCAGAAAGAGAAGGAGGACGACGUGGUGAAACCGGGCGGCGAGCACGUCUACUCCUGGGAGGUGACGGCCGAAGUUUCGCCCCAACCCGACGACCCCGCUUGCCUGGUCUACUCGUACGUGUCCCACCUGAACCCAGUGGAGGACUUCAACUCGGGUCUCGUGGGCGCGUUGCUCAUCUGCAAGAACGGCAGCUCGGAGGAGCCGGCGGCGCCGGCCGGCGUCAAGCGGGAGUUGGUCCUGCUCUUUGGGGUCUUUGACGAGCGGGAGAGCAUCUACAAGCCCAAAGACCGAUCCUCAAACCACGUCCACUACACCGUUAACGGCUACAGCGCGGGAACGCUACCCGGUCUGAGCGUGUGCGCCUAUUCCUCGGUCAGCCUCUACCUGCUGGCCAUGAGCUCCGAGCCCGAGCUGUUCUCGGUGCACGUCACCGGGCAGGUGCUACGGCACAUGCGCCACAGGGUUUCGUCCCUGGGCCUCAUCAGCGGCUCCUCCGCCAGCGCCGGCCUGGCGCCGGCCCACUUGGGCCGCUGGAUGCUGUCCUCGCACGUGCUCAAGCACAUUGAAGCGGGCAUGCAUGCCUUCCUGGACGUGAAUCAGUGCGAGGGCGUGAAAGCGCCACGCCGGAGGAUGACCCUCGAUCAAAGACGCCAAAGCAGGGAGUGGAAGUACUACAUCGCUGCUGAGGAGGUCAUCUGGGACUACGCACCAAAUAUGCCGGAACACAUUGACGAGGGCUACAGGUUCCAGUACCUGCAACAGUCCUCAACCCGCAUCGGCAGGAAGUACAAGAAAGCCGUGUACACGCUGUACAACGAGUCCUUCACGGAACGAAUAGAGAACAAGCAGCGGAAAAGCGAGCUCGGCGUCUUGGGUCCGGUGAUAAGGGCGCAAGUCAGAGACGUCAUUAAGAUUGUAUUCAAGAACAUGGCCUCCAGGCCGUACAGCAUCUACCCACACGGGCUGACGAUAGAAAAGUCCGAAGAGGGCGUCAACUACCCGGAAGGAGGCAACAAGACGCACGCCGUCCAGCCGGGCGAGACCUACACGUACGUUUGGCGAGUGGCCGAGGAGGACGGGCCUCUGAAAGGACACUCCAGGUGUCUGACGCGGAUGUACCACAGCGCCGUCGAUACGCCUCGCGACAUAGCCUCGGGUCUGAUCGGACCCCUCCUCAUCUGCAAGAGUCACUCGCUCAACGUCAGGAAUGUACAGGUCAAAUCAGACAAGGAGCAGCAGGCCAUGUUUGCUGUGUUCGACGAAAACAAGAGCUGGUACCUGGAUGACAACAUUAGGCAGUUCUGCGAUCGGUCCCGGGUCAACAAGGCGGACCCCGACUUCCACAAGUCCAACGUUAUGCACACUGUCAACGGCUACGUGUACGAGAGCGGACCGGUCUUGGGCUUCUGCAAAGGCGAAGUGGCAACAUGGCACGUGUCCAGCGUGGGCGCACAGGACUACAUUCAGACGGCGACAGUCUACGGCCACACGUUUGAACUGAAUAACCGCAUGGAAGAUAUCCUCAGCCUCUACCCCAUGACUGGCGAGACCAUUACGAUGAACAUGGAAAACAUCGGUGUUUGGCUUCUGACGUCACUCCAUUCCCAUCAAACAAGCAAAGGAAUGCACCUGAAGUUCCAGGAUGUCGAGUGCUUCCGGGACCACCACUAUGAGUACAGCGACUAUGAUGAGCCUGGAAAAAUGGAGUUUAAUUUGUGGAACCCCUCUACUCGGAACGAAAUUUUGAAUAAGAAGGAGGAGGAAAUGAAGAAGCCAAAAGAGCCCGCCGCGGCUACAACGGCCAUUGAUGACUACACAGAGAUGUUUGCCAAUGAAUUGGGCUUAAGGUCACUGACGAAUCAAGCUCCAGCGGGCAGCGUGGAGCAGCUGGACUUGUCUUUCCUCGACUACGACGCUGUCGACGUCCGAGACGGAAAAGCUACAAUAAGGACAAAAAACCCCACACGCGCUACUCUAAGCGCGUCGCGAGAUCAAGGCCCAAAAGCCAGCGGUUGCGGGUUGGCUUCAAGUCUCCGUGAUGACGGCGCGUCGAAGAUGCACGAAACAGGCGUUCACAACAGAACAGCUUCAUCAAGGUUUGGGAACGUGCCAAACCAUGCCACCGGUCAGACUGAAACAACAGACGCUGCAAAAGGAAACGCGACCUUAACAAGCGACAAUCAGACCUUGAUGGCCUUGGAGGGGAAACCCGAAGAAAGACUGACACAAAGGGAUGCGUUUCCCGAUUUUGACACGGGCAACGUUCGCAACCUGGACAACCACAGCAGGACUGUGCUUGCUACUGCCCGGACAGAUAACACAACCAGUCCCCGUGAAUACGGGCGUCGGACGGAGUCAACCGAAUCCGAGUCGCCAGAGGGAGCCAAAUAUGUGCUUGAGCAGUCAAAAGGUACACCCCCCGUGAACAAGACUCCAAUAUCAGAUAUCUUGAAUCCCAGCUCAGAAAUUUUCAGUGAUUCCAAAAGCAGUGAGGAAGUGUUUAUAUACCUCAAACAAAACCACACGGAGGUGAUUAAAUCCACCACCGUGAAGACAGAGGGUCACAACUGGACUUACGACGGAACUCAUGAAAAAGUACCAAUGGAUAUUCCAGACAAUAUGGCGAAAUACAUGAAGAAGGAAACCCCAGGGGCCAAAAAGAUACCCAAGAUCAAGAGGGUGAACUUUCGACAGAAGCCUCAGAAGGGCCUGGGCGUGAAAACCAGGAAGAGAAAGGUAUACAAGCCGGAGGUCACCAGCGGUUUACCCCUCUCUCCUCGUGGAUUCAACCCUCACGUGUCCCCGAGAGGCUCACGGCCCGCUUCGCCGAAAGCCAUCUCAGAUGAGGAGGAGCUCAUUAACAUGCCUGUGGUCAUCGGUGUGCCCCGGCCCGAUUUCAGCGACUACGAGUUUUAUGUUCCGGGCGAAGAGCCUGACCAUUUAUCCUUAGACAGGCAGGAUUUGAGGGCAGAUGAAUACGAGUAUGUGAACUACAAAGACCCCUACACCAGUCAUCAAGACAUCAAGAACUUCAACAUCGAGGAGACCAAUAAAUACUACUUAAAGCACUCAGGGCCCAAUUUCAAGAUGUACUUCAUCGCUGCAGAGGAGGUCGAGUGGGACUACGCGGGCAACGGGCAGAGAAGGCGGGAAAGGUUACACCAAAGCAGACGUAACACCAAGUUCAAGAAGGUGGUAUUCCGCGGUUACACGGAUGGGCUCUUCAGAACUCCUGAAAUCCGAGGCGAGAAGGAAGAGCAUCUCGGUGUCCUUGGGCCCGUCAUCAAGGCGGAGCACGGGCAAAGCAUCAUGGUGGUGUUCAAGAACAAAGCCAAACGCCCUUUCUCCUUACACCCGAACGGGGUAACCUAUACCAAGUGGACAGAAGGCCUGUCCUACGAGGACAGCUCCAAGCCCUGGUACAGAGAUGAUAACGAGGUUCCACCCAAUGGCAACUUCACGUAUAUCUGGAAGGUCCCCCGAAAGCCUGCACACAGGCCCGACGAGCCUCACUGUCAGACUUGGACCUACUAUUCUGGUGUUAAUCCCGAAAAGGACAUCCACUCCGGCUUGAUCGGACCUCUGCUGGUGUGUCCGGAGGGCACGAUUCAGAAUGUGACAAACGCAAGAGAGUUCACGUUGCUCUUCAUGACCUUUGACGAGUCGCAGAGUUGGUACUACGAGGAGAACCGCGAGCUCAUGCAGCAGAAAAGACGAAGAGGAAGUCCGGAGCCUAUCCUCAAAGAAAACCUCCUGUUCCAUUCUAUCAACGGCAUCACGUAUAACCUUAAGGGGCUGAGGAUGUAUACCAACCAGCUGGUCCGCUGGCACCUGGUCAACAUGGGUUCUCCCAAAGACUUCCAGAGCAUCCACUUCCACGGACAGACAUUCCUCCACACGACGACCACCAGCAACAGACACGCCGUCUACCCGCUGCUUCCUGGAAGUUUCGCUACCCUGGAGAUGUAUCCUUCCAAGCCUGGCCUAUGGCUGCUGGAGACAGAAGUUGGCUUCAACCAGCAGCGAGGGAUGCAGACACUCUUCUUAGUCCUCGAUAGCGACUGCUACCACCCGCUGGGUUUGCAAUCGGGCAGCGUGAAAGAUGAGCAGAUCACAGCCAACAACACUCGAGGAUACUGGGAGCCACAUCUCGCCCGGUUGAACAAUCAAGGCAAAUACAACGCUUGGAGCACAGAUCAGAGCAACAGCUUUAUUCAGGUGGACUUUCAGCGUCCCGUGGUGAUCAGCCAGGUGGCCACGCAAGGAGCCAAACAGCUCUUCCAAUCCCAGUUUGUCACAAAUUUCUCCAUUUCCUACAGCAACGACCGCAGGAGAUGGACCCUCUACAAGGGGGACAGCGUCUACCCGAUCAAGGUGUUUACUGGGAACCGGGAGGCUUACGUGACGAAAACCAACAGCUUUUCCCCGCCGGUGAUCGCACGCUUCAUUCGGCUCCACCCCGUCCACUGGUACAACGUGGCCACGGUGCGCAUGGAGUAUUACGGCUGCGAGCUCGACGGCUGCUCGGUGCCCGUCGGGAUGGAGAACGGACUGAUCGAGGACCAUCGCAUCACGGCCAGUUCUGUGAACUCCAACUGGUACUUUGGACCCUGGAGUCCCUCCUUCGCUCGCCUCAACAAGCAGGGAGCUGUCAACGCCUGGCAAGCUAAGUAUCGAGACAUGAAGCAGUGGCUUCAGAUAGAGCUGGCAGACGUCAUGAAGAUCACAGGGAUUAUCACUCAAGGAGCCAAGUCGCUGGGGAAAGAGAUGUACGUAUCGUCGUACACGCUCAAGUACAGCGACAACGGAAUCCACUGGCACGACUACACGGAGGACGACGACCGACCAACUAAGAUUUUCUUCGGCAACACGGACAACAACGAACACGUCAAGAAUUUCAUCUACCCGCCCAUUUUUUCCCGCUUCGUCCGAGUCGUCCCCAGAACCUGGACGGGUUCCAUCACGCUGCGGGUGGAGUUGUUGGGCUGCAUCUUUGAGUGACGGCGACCAAGCCUUUGAGCAAAUA